This is a messenger RNA of Osmia lignaria (orchard mason bee), 1329 nucleotides long. Its product is annotated as transmembrane ascorbate-dependent reductase CYB561. Gene Ontology annotation, molecular function: oxidoreductase activity. The record is from RefSeq and is a predicted model, not a curated record. NCBI's taxonomy places the organism in Eukaryota, Metazoa, Arthropoda, Insecta, Hymenoptera, Megachilidae.
CUCUAAGAAAAAAAAUCUAAAUAUAAAAUAUAAUUAAUUAGUAAUAUUUUUUAAUUGAUAUCAUUUAUAUAAAUAGUAUAUUGUGUAACAUAUUCAUUCCUGUAGUUGUUUAUAUACAUAGCAGGCUGAUAUUUAAAUGUCAAAGCAAAAAAAGGAAAGGAGGUCAAGAACUGUAUUAAAGUAUAAGAAUGUUUAGAUGAUUUAUUUGUACAUAUAUGAAGAAUCACUUUAUAGUAGAAUUAUGCCAACAAAUUAUCCAUAUGAGUAUCAAAUAUGUUUAGACAUGGAACAAAUUGGAGAACCACGCCAGUCCCUGGAAGGGUUUAAACCACUAACAAUUAUAAUGGAAGUUAUUGGAACAACCCUGGUAAUUCUGGUUGCAAUUUGGUGUGGUAGUUAUAGAGGUGGUUUCUCUUGGAGAUCUAAUCCAUCAUUAGAAUUCAAUUGGCAUCCUUUGUUAAUGACUAUUGGAUUUGUUUUCUUAUAUGCCAAUGGUAUGUUAAUAUAUAGAACCCAAAGAAAUACCAGGAAAAGGCGACUAAAACUGGUUCAUGGUGGUAUAAUGUUAUUCACUGUUGUAUUAGUAGUGAUUGCUCUUGUGGCUGUGUUUGAUAGUCAUAAUUUAAAUGCAGAGCCAAUUCCUAAUAUGUACAGUCUCCAUAGCUGGGUUGGACUUACCAGUGUUAUUUUAUUUUGCUGCCAGUGGCUUGCCGGAUUUUUGUCCUUCUUUUACCCAGGCUUACAACUUCCAUUAAGAACCUCUUACAUGCCUAUUCAUGUAUACUUUGGUAUUGCUGGAUUUGUUGGUGUAAUUGCUUCCUGUCUUCUAGGACUUAAUGAAAAAGCAAUUUUUUCUUUGAAAGGCAAUUACUCAAAACUUGUUGAUGAAGCAGUAUUAAUUAAUGUGAUUGGACUCCUGUUAGUUCUUUUUGGAGGAGUAUCAGUCUAUCUUGUAACACAGGAACGCUAUAAACGUUAUCCUAGACCUGAAGAUGAAUCAUUAGUCGCUGGUAACAGUCAGUAAAUGUCAGAAAAUACUGUUAGUUUUCUGUAAAGCUAAGUGCAGCUUGCGUUUGAAUACUAUGUGUACAAUUUUUUAAUUUGUAAAACAUAGUUCAAAUCUGGUCCUUUUAUUAAUUAUGGCGCUAUGGUUGAUAUUUUAUUUGAAAUAAGAACCUUACCAAUUCUUGGUAAUAUUAAGGAUCUCAUAUUUUUUAAUAUUAAUAUUGUUUUUACUUUAACUGUUUUCAUAAUAAACUUUAAAUACUACAAUUAUAAAACUGGGCUAUAUAUGAUUGUAGCAUAUAAAAUGUUAAUAAUAUUAUCUUA